This is a messenger RNA of Hevea brasiliensis (rubber tree), 3194 nucleotides long. RefSeq lists its product as uncharacterized. NCBI's taxonomy places the organism in Eukaryota, Viridiplantae, Streptophyta, Magnoliopsida, Malpighiales, Euphorbiaceae. The transcript has 18 exons. The record is from RefSeq and is a predicted model, not a curated record. Gene Ontology annotation, molecular function: mannose-ethanolamine phosphotransferase activity. Bases 74 to 3022 code for a protein of 982 amino acids. Gene Ontology annotation, biological process: GPI anchor biosynthetic process. Gene Ontology annotation, cellular component: endoplasmic reticulum membrane.
CAACGAAGUGCUUUGCAGUCUGCUGCAAGAAAAUUGAAAACAGAAAACAAAAACAGAGGGAAGAAAGACAGACAUGGGGGGCAGCGAUGGGAUCUUGGGGCGCAAAGAAGGUGAAGGAAUGAUAUCAGAAGCACGCAGAAGAAAGAAAUGGCUUAAGAGGCGAGAGAGAUGGCUUGUAAUACUUGGUGUGAUCCUUCACGCUGUCUAUAUGUUAAGUAUCUUCGAUAUUUACUUCAAGACCCCAAUUGUCCAUGGCAUGGAUCCUGUCAAACCUCGCUUCAAGGCCCCAGCGAAACGUCUUGUACUCCUUGUUGCGGAUGGUUUACGUGCUGAUAAGUUUUUUGAGCCGGAUUCAGAGGGAAAUUACAGAGCUCCAUUUUUGAGGAGUAUAAUUAAAAACAAAGGCAGAUGGGGAGUUUCUCAUGCUCGACCCCCUACAGAAUCAAGGCCUGGACACGUUGCUAUAAUCGCUGGUUUUUAUGAGGACCCUAGUGCAGUCACAAAAGGCUGGAAAGCUAAUCCAGUUGAGUUUGAUUCAGUUUUUAACCGAAGCAGGCAUACAUUUUCUUAUGGUAGCCCUGAUAUUGUCCCAAUAUUCUGUGGCGCCUUGGAACACAGUACAUGGGAGACCUACCCUCAUGAAUUUGAAGACUUUGCAACUGAUGCUUCCUUUUUGGAUGAGUGGUCUUUUGAUCAAUUUCAGAGCCUUCUGAAUAGGUCCAAUGAAGACCCAAAGUUGAAGGAGUUACUUCUACAGGAUAAUCUUGUUAUAUUUCUGCAUCUACUUGGCUGUGAUUCAAACGGUCAUGCUCAUCGGCCCUUUUCAUCCAUCUAUCUCAAUAAUGUUAAGGUUGUAGACAACAUAGCUCAACGUGUUUAUGCUCUUCUUGAAGAUUAUUAUAAGGACAAUAGUACAGCAUAUAUAUUUACAGCUGAUCAUGGAAUGAGUGAUAAAGGUAGUCAUGGAGAUGGGCAUCCUUCAAAUACUGAUACUCCCCUUGUUGUUUGGGGAGCAGGUGUCAAAUAUCCCAAGCCAAUUUCUAGAGAUGGCCAUUCUGAUCAUGAUUUUCAUUUUGUUGAUGAACAUACCCAUGACAUGCCAACGCCAGUAGAUUGGGGCCUGAAUGGGAUUGAAAGGGUGGAUGUGAAUCAAGCUGAUAUUGCACCCCUCAUGUCUACGCUUCUUGGUUUACCAUGCCCUGUUAACUCAGUUGGAAAUUUACCACUUGGAUAUGUUGAUAUGAUUGAGGCAGAGGAAGUUGAAGCUGUGCUAGCUAAUACAAAGCAAAUCCUCAACCAGUUUCUUCGCAAAUCACAAAUAAAGCAGUCAAACUCAUUAUAUUUCAAGCCAUUUAAACCACUGAGUCAACAUUUCUCUCUGUUGGAACACAUUGAAUAUCUAAUAUCUGUAAGAGACUAUCAAAUUGCAAUGAGUCUGACCCAAAAGCUCAGAAGCUUGGCACUGCAAGGACUUCAUUACUUUCAAACGUAUGAUUGGCUGAUGCUGAUGACUGUAAUUACUCUUGGAUAUCUUGGUUGGAUGGUCUAUCUCAUUUUGCAUGUGCUUCAAUCUUAUACUUCACUGGCAGAAAAGAUAUUGAAGAUGGAGCAAGCUACAGAGCAGAAAAAUAAAAUUGGAAAAGUGUAUCUGUUUGGAUGCCUGUUGAUGGGAGCAAUUUUUGUUCUAUUAUAUGUGGAGCAUUCACCUCCUCUAUACCACGCAUACUUUGCAAUGACAGUGUUUCUUUGGACCCAGAUACUCAGUGAAUGUCGGUUUGUAAAAGCAUUGUGGAGACAUUUAAGUGGGAAAAAGUUCAAUUAUGCCAUUAAACUUUUAGCUACCUGUGCCAUAUCAAUAAUAUUCCUAGAAUUCCUGGUGAAUAGUUUCACAGAGAGGAAACUCUACACCUGGUGCUUCUUAAUUGUGGGAAUUAUAGCUUCUCUUUAUCUUUUCAAAUCAAUUCGGUGGAGAUCUGGGAUACCAAUUUUCAUUUGUUUUGCCUGUUGGUGUCUGUCUGUUUUUACUUUGAUGCCAGCAGAAAUACCAGAUAAUAAUGAACUAGUAAUUGCAGGUGGAGUUAUAAUUGUCACAGUUGGAGCAGCAGCAAGGUGGCUAGAUCAACAUUCUGAAGGGAAUAAACAUUGGUCAAGUAUCUGUUAUCAUGAAACAGAUAAAUCCAGGCAUUCCAUGCUAUUUUACGUACAGGUUCUUUUAGUUGGAUUAUCAUCAAUUAUGGUGUCAUUGUCAACGUCUCACAGAACAGAGAAGCAAGAACUGCAUUCAAUACACCAGUUAAUAAAUUGGACUCUUGCGGGUUUCUCAAUGGUUCUCCCACUUUUCUCAGAAAAUGGUCUAUUGUCACGACUGACUUCCAUAUUUCUUGGUUUUGCACCCACAUUCCUGCUUCUAUCUAUUGGAUAUGAAGCUGUCUUUUAUGGUGCACUUGCUCUUGUACUUAUGGCAUGGAUACUAUUUGAGAACACAAUUCUUCACUUAACUAAGGGGAAAAAAUUUUCAAAGCUUGAGGAACACACUACGUUAGAAAAUGAAAGGUGCCUACAGCUUUCUGAUAUGAGAAUUCCAUUAGUUUUUAUGGUUUUGUUUAAUGUUGCUUUCUUUGGAACGGGGAAUUUUGCAAGUAUUGCAAGUUUUGAGAUUUCAUCUGUCUAUCGAUUCAUCACCGUCUUCAGUCCUUUUUUGAUGGCAGCUCUUCUUAUUUUCAAGUUAUUCAUACCGUUCAUGCUUGUUAUAUGUGUUUUUAGUGCAAUAACCAAACUACUGCAAGUUCCACUGUUGGGAUUUUAUUUUCUGGUUAUAUUAUUUUCAGAUGUGAUGACUGUCCACUUCUUCUUCCUGGUAAGAAAUACAGGAAGCUGGAUGGAAAUUGGUAACAGCAUCAGCCAUUUUGGUAUAGUGAGUGCUCAAGUUGUGUUUGUGCUAUUACUUUUUGCCCUCACAAAUGUUUACACAAAAGACAUCCGAAUUAGAUCAGAUAGCUUAUCCUCUAGGAAGGCAGUGUAAGUUACUUUGAAAUUGGCAUUUGUAAGCAUCAAAAUUAGCAGCCGCAUUCCCUUUUGAAGUGAUCUCUUGCAUUGUCAUGGAAAAGAUCUAAAAUCUGCUCCAUAUUCUUUUUUGAUAAUAUGAGACUGAUUGAGGUGUAAUUUUCAAGAUUAUGGAAUUCAAUUUUGCUAGA